Molecule: messenger RNA, 1509 nt
Organism: Cydia splendana
Lineage: Eukaryota; Metazoa; Arthropoda; Insecta; Lepidoptera; Tortricidae
Gene: U3-55K
Product: U3 small nucleolar RNA-interacting protein 2
Exons: 1
Coding region: 116-1468 (450 amino acids)
Cellular component (GO): small-subunit processome
Molecular function (GO): U3 snoRNA binding; protein binding
Source: RefSeq, a predicted model, not a curated record
CAAAUGUGACAAACGUCAUUAACGUCAACGAAAGUCGCCUACACGUGUGGUUAUCGGAAUUAAUUUUGCGAUUUCUUAAUAAAAAUAUAGGAUUGGAGGAAGCAAAUUUAGAGAAAUGUCUUCAUCAUUCUUCUUAAAAGGAAAAUCAAGGCAAGUCCACAAAAGAAAGGGCGAGAAAAUCAAGAAAAUUAAACCGAAGAGACAAGAUGUUUCUAACCUCGAAAACGGCCACGAUUCCUCAGGCAGUGAUGUAGAUUUUAAGAAGUUUUCCGACGCUGAGGAAUCCGAAAGUGACCAUGAAACAGCGGAGCAGAAGAAACUGCGGCUCGCGAAGAAGUAUCUACAAGAAAUAGAGAAAGAAGAAGCGAAGCGUGCAGAGCUAAAGGAGGUGGACGACGACGCGAUCGGGAAGCGUUUGCAAAGGGACUACUUAGAACAGAAGGGUAAACUACGCGUGGAAGUAGCGGACAAUUACGUGGCUCCUGCUGAGAGUGAUAUUAGAUUGAUUCGUGCCCGAGAACACAAGCUACCUUUGACUUGUGUGUGCGUGAGCAGUGACGGUCAAUUCGCAUUCACAGGCAGCAAGUGCGGCACUAUAGUCAAGUGGGGGAUCAAGGAGAAGCGGAAACUCGGCAGCCUGACCUUCAAAACACAUUCCAAGUAUAUGAAUGGAUGUGUAUCAGCAGUAGUCCUAUCCUCAGACACGAAAUACCUUGCAUCCUCAGAUGAAUCUAAAGAUGUGCAAAUAUGGGACCCCAUUACAUUGAAACACGUUCAUACCUUCAGAGGCCAUAAAGACAAAGUGACUGGACUUGUGUUUAGGAAAAAUACUCAUGAAUUGUAUACAGCAAGCAAAGACCGGUCUAUAAAAAUUUGGUCUUUAGAUGAAAUGGCUUAUGUUGAAUCAUUAUUUGGUCACCAGUCUUCAAUUACAUCUAUUGAUGCAUUGACCAGAGAAAGAGCAAUAUCGGCUGGUGGUAGAGACGCUUCAGUUCGGAUAUGGAAGAUAGUAGAAGAAUCACAGUUAAUAUUCAAUGGACCAGUAGGUAGCUUGGAUGAAGUAAAACUUUUAGAUGAGGAGCAUUUUGUAUCAGGAAGUGACAAUGGCUCCUUGUGUGUUUGGAGUGUGUUGAAAAAGAAACCACUGUGCACCGUUACAGAGGCCCAUGGCUCUGAAAAUAAUGUACCUAGAUGGAUAACAAGUUUAGCUACAUUGUUAAACUCCGAUGUGUUUGCAUCGGGUUCCUAUGAUAACUUUAUUAGGUUAUGGAAAGUCAGUGAUGCAUAUAGAAAAGUAUCACCUAUGUUUAGUAUAGAAAUCAAUGGUUUUGUGAAUUCCAUGCAUUUUACUAGUGACGGGACUCAGUUGUAUGCAGCCAUUGGUCAAGAACACAAGUCAGGGAGAUGGUUCAAAGUAGGGAGUGCCAAGAAUGGUGUGUUAGUUGUAAAUUUUAAUAUUAAGUCAUAGUAUGUUGUUAAUUAUAAAACAAUGAAUCAUUUUAUUUUUCA